This is a messenger RNA of Octopus sinensis (East Asian common octopus), 1600 nucleotides long. RefSeq names its product adenosine deaminase. The record is from RefSeq and is a predicted model, not a curated record. The transcript is spliced from 9 exons. Lineage: Eukaryota; Metazoa; Mollusca; Cephalopoda; Octopoda; Octopodidae. Gene Ontology annotation, biological process: negative regulation of adenosine receptor signaling pathway; inosine biosynthetic process; purine ribonucleoside monophosphate biosynthetic process. Gene Ontology annotation, cellular component: cytosol; external side of plasma membrane. Gene Ontology annotation, molecular function: adenosine deaminase activity. Bases 181 to 1197 code for a protein of 338 amino acids.
UUUGUGUCAUACCUUGUAUAGAAUGUUAUGGUAACGUGAUAUGUUGCUCGGCACGAAAAUGAAAGAGUUUAAUAUUAGAUAGAUAAUGAGAUGACCCACUUUCCCGCCUACUUGUCAACAAAUAUAUUUCUAAACACUAGUGCAAUUGCUGAUAUUCGCAUCCAGUGACAUCACAACAUCAUGGAUAGUAAUAAUUUUCCUGCUAAAGUAGAACUACAUGUUCAUUUGGAUGGAGCAAUUCGACCAGAGACAUUAUUUGAAACAGCCAAGCGAAGGAACAUAGAACUGAAAGAGAAAACAGUAGAAGAGUUAAGAGAGAGGGUUACAGAGAGUAAAAAUGAAGGUUUAGGAGCCAUGUUGGAUAUAUUUGGUUACUUCCUGCCAAUUAUAAAAGGUGACAAACAAGCUAUUGCACAAAUAGCAAAAGAUUUUUGUGAAGAUAGUGCUAAACAAAAUAUUUACUAUGCAGAAGUACGGUUUGCCCCUCAUAUUCUUGCAGAUGAAAACUUAUCUGCAAGAGAUGUUGUGAAAAUUGUUUUAGAUGCAUUAAAAACAAGCUGUGCAGAACAUAAAAUAAUAAUUAAGGCUAUCUUGUGUUGUAUGAGAAACAUACCUAAAAUUGCUAAAGACGUACUUCAGCUGUGUAAUGAGUUUAAAAAUGAUGGUGUUGUUGGAAUAGAUGUGGCAGGUGCAGAGUUCUUCCCCACUCCAACUGAAAUUAGAGAUGUUUUCAAGGAAGCCCAUAAGCUAGGAAUUCAUCGUACAGCACAUGCUGGAGAAAUUGGAGGACCUCCUAAUGUUAAAGAGGCUGUAGAUGAUAUGUUUGCUGAACGUGUAGGCCAUGGUUACCAUGUUAUUGAGGAUGAUCAUCUUUACAAACAAAUAAGGAAUGAUAACAUUCACUUAGAGACUUGCCUAGUUUCAAGCUUCAGGACACAGGCAUUCUUAGGAGAAAUACAAAAUCAUCCAGUUACUACGUUUUUAAAAGAUGAUGCUAAUUUCUCUUUGAACACUGAUGAUCCCACAGUCUUUGCUACCUGUCUUCACAAUGACUAUGCCAUGGCAGAAAAAGCUGGUUUUAGCAAAGAUCAGAUUAUAAAGACUAUUUUUAAUGCUGCAAGAUCCAGUUUUUUGCCAAAAGCUGAACAGAAAGAUCUUUUGAAUCAUCUUAAAAAAAUUUAUCCGGGAGACUAUUAAUUGAAAUAUUUCUUCAAUUGUAUCACAAGCAGCAAAUUGACUAAAUGAUAUUUAUAAUGAAAACUGAAUGUUGUAAACACUAAAAUUUUAAGUGAUUAUAUUAAUCCUGGUGAACUCUCAUUAAUUGUAAAAAAAUUUAAAAAUUAAAAAUAAAAACAGAAAGAAAAUUAUGAAAAAAAUUGUCUAACAAACAUUGUGAAUAGACAAAAUCUUCCUUCCAUGAAAACGCCAAUAUUGAAACUAGUGUGGUGAUUAUGUCCUCAAUUAAUGCAGAUUAUCUGCUAUGCUAAUAUUCUUUGUAGGUAUGAAAACUCAUACCAACAUUUUGCUAACUUUUUAUACUGUCAUCUAUUGAAAGUGAAAUCAAAUAUUUAAAAAUAAACCUGCUUUAUUUUGUUCCAUA